This is a messenger RNA of Sphenostylis stenocarpa, 2853 nucleotides long. Lineage: Eukaryota; Viridiplantae; Streptophyta; Magnoliopsida; Fabales; Fabaceae. The record is from the annotation of a GenBank genome assembly.
AUGCUGCCUCCUACCAAAUCCGUCGAAAGCGAGGAGUGGGGAACCCCCACCAGCAACCUCUGGAUUGGAAAUCUGCCGCCGGAGGUUGCCGAUUCCGAUCUCAUGGACCUCUUUGCUCCCUACGGUUCUCUCGACACACAAAUAUCCUAUUCCUCACGCACCUUCGCUUUCGUCUUGUUCCGACGCGUCGAAGACGCUAAGGCCGCGAAAACCAACUUACAAGGCGCGUCGCUGCGCGGGUAUCAAAUCAGAAUCGAAUUUGCAAUACCGGCAAGGCCGAGUAAACAGUUAUGGGUGGGUGGUGUUAGCCACGCUGUCGCGAUGGAGGAUUUGGAAGCGGAAUUUCGUAAAUUCGGGAAGAUUGAGGAUUUUAAGUUCUUCAGAGACCGCCGUACUGCGUGUGUUGAGUUUCUCAAUUUGGAUGAUGCUUUGCGGGCCAUGAAAGUCAUGAACGGGAAGCGACUAGGUGGGGGCUAUAUUUGUGUGGACUUCCUUAGGUCACAAUCUACGAAUAGAGAUUUUUUGGUUGAUCAUGGGCAGUUUCAGGCUAGACCACAGCAUUUACAACCUUCAUUGGGGAGGAAUAGUCAACCCAGUAACAUUUUGUGGAUAGGUUUUCCUCCUUCAUUUCAAAUUGAUGAACAAAUGCUCCACAAUGCCAUGAUUUUAUUUGGUGAAAUUGAGAGAAUCAGGAGUUUUCCUUCUAGACAUUAUUCAUUUGUAGAGUUUAGAAGCAUAGAUGAAGCUCGUCGUGCCAAAGAGGGCCUUCAAGGACGACUUUUUAAUGAUCCUCGAAUAACAAUUAUGUAUUCAAGCAGUGAUCUGACACCUGGCAAAGAUUACCCUGGAUUUUAUCCUGGAAGUAAAGGGCCUUUACCUGAUGGAUUAGUUAGUGAGCAUCCAUUUCGACCACCACAAUCAGAUGUAUUUGGUCAAAAUCGUCCUAUUGUUCCAAAUAAUUUUCCUGGGCAAUUGCCAUCCGGUGGUAUUGGUGGACCUAAUGUCCCAAUGCGACCUUUUGUUCCUCAAGGUCUUGAAUCUCUUAACUCUGGUCCUGAUUUUAAUGAGUUGGGCACACUUCACAAAUUUCAAGAUGGUAGCUCUAAAAGUCAGAUGGGUCCAAGCUGGAAAAGGCCAUCUCCUCCUGCCCCAGGAAUGAUUUCUUCUCCUAUGCCUGGUAUUAGGCCCACCUCUGGUCCAUGGGAUGUACUUGACACAAACCAAUUUUCAAGAGAUUCUAAACGUUCAAGGAUAGAUGAUGCUUUGCUCACCAGUGAUGCCCCAUUUCCUUUAAGAAAUAUUAAUGACCAUGGAUUAAGAUUAGAACAACCAUUUGGCAUUGAUCCAAUUACUGAUGGAGAUGGUUCUGGUCCAAAGAGUCACCUUGGUCCAGCUCGUGCUAGGAUCACAUCUGGAGUACCUAGUUCUGUCCAACCUGAUAUUGAUCAUACAUGGCGUGGAAUUAUUGCAAAAGGGGGAACUCCUGUUUGUCGUGCAAGAUGUGUGCCUAUUGGAAAAGGGAUAGGGACUGAGAUUCCUGAUGUUGUAGAUUGUGCUGCUAGGACUGGAUUGGAGAUGUUGACGAAACACUAUGCUGAUGCAAUUGGCUUUGACAUUGUUUUCUUUCUCCCUGAUAGUGAAGAAGAUUUUGCUUCAUACACUGAAUUCCUUCGAUACCUUAAAGCAAAAAACCGUGCUGGUGUUGCUAAGUUUCUUGAUAAUACCACCUUAUUUUUGGUACCUCCUUCUGAUUUCUUGACCAAGGUUUUGAAAGUCACAGGACCUGAACGGUUAUAUGGUGUGAUUCUUAAAUUUCCGUUAGUUUCAAGUAGCUCAUCUAUGCAACAAACAAUGCAUUUUCCUUCUCCCUCUACCCAGUAUGUGCAACAGAUUCCCCCUUCACAACCCGAGUAUGGUUCAAUCUCUGUAAAGGAGGAACAGAUUUUACCAAUGGAAUAUAACAGACUGUUGCAUGAUGAUUCUAAGCGUCUGUCAAAACCACUUCCUCCAGCUACCAGUGUCCCUCCUCCAGCUCAUUCUGUUCCUCCUGAUUAUGCUUCUACUUAUACAGCUUCUGCAUCCCAAACUGGAGUUACAUUGACACCUGAACUUAUUGCAACUUUAACUUCUUUUCUCCCUUCAACUAUACAAGCACAAUCAGCUGGUGGUACAAUGACAGUGGUUGGUCCCUCUACUGUGAAGCCACCUUUUCCAUCUGUUGCAUCUAAUGCUGGAAAUCAAUCUCAUUUGUGGAAACAAGAUCAGCAAACUGCAGAUCCACCAAGUUAUCCUCCUCAACAGUUUGGGAGUAUUCAUAAUGCUCAAUAUCAACCUUACCCACCUGCAUCGUCUAGUGAGCACCCUGCUCAAGUUGUCUCAGGCAGUUCCCAUUUCCAUGAUGCUGCUUCAAGUCUUCAGCAGCUAGGUGCUGUUUCGUCGUCUACACCUGUGACUAAUUUCAUUGUACCUCCUCAAAAUGGACAGGUAGCUGUUCCCCCUCAAGUCAGUCAACAGUAUCAGGUGGAAGUCUCCCACAGCACUGAGAAAGGCUAUGGAGUAGUUCAGGGAACAGAUGCUUCUGUUCUAUAUGGUUCUGAGGCAUUCCAACAACCUAAUAAUUUUAUUCCCUCAUCCAACCAAGUUUCCAGUGCUGCUUCACAGCAGCAUUUGAAUUCAGAGCCCCCAAAUCAACAACUUCAACCUGCUUUAAGUGGAGGUGGUCAGGGAAUGUCAGAAUUGGAUGCUGAUAAGAACCAGAGGUACCAGUCAACACUGCAGUUUGCUGCCAACCUUCUCUUCCAGAUACAGCAACAACAAACACAAGGAGGACACGGCUCAGGAAAUCAACAAUAG